Messenger RNA from Owenia fusiformis, 5344 nucleotides. Lineage: Eukaryota; Metazoa; Annelida; Polychaeta; Sabellida; Oweniidae. The record is from the annotation of a GenBank genome assembly.
GCCAAAUUUAUGUGGCUUACUUAUUGACAUACAUUAAAUUCUUUAAAAUAUUUUAUCAGAAUUAAUCAGUAAAAUGAGGUUGACGCAUCCCUAGAUGGAAAGUUUGAUCACGUGACUUUUGUAAAUAAAUGGCCGCCGUAAAUUCACCAGAAAAUUAUUUAUUCUUAUAUUUUCUGUAAUUUAGUCAAGAUAUCUUCGAAGGAAACGUGCAUACAAAUAAGAAGUUCUGGAUUGAAUACAUUAGGAACCAAAGAGCAUAAUAUACCCUUUAGCAACAAAGCACAACAUAGUGAUACUCAAUGAUGCACUGGAUGAUGUGGACAGUGAAAUAGCUGAACUCAGAAAUUACAUGAAGCACUGUAGUAUUGUGACUAAUAUUGGACAAAUAUAGCAGGUGCAAUAUGUCAAAAGUACGACAGGUUGCUUUACUCCCUGCUGGCUGUCAGCCAUGGAACACCGAUGUCUGUGAUGCUAGCGGAGAAAGGUUCGCCUACUCUGCAACCUUGGCUAUCUAUAUAUACCAGCUCGAUCGCAAAUUCAAUGAAUUUAAGUUACACUCAGUGAUGUCAGAACACAAGAAAACAAUAACUGCGAUAUCCUGGAAUCCCCGUAACCCAGACAUUUUAGCAAGCACAGGUGCCGAUAACCAAGUGAUAGUGUGGAACAUUCCCCAGCAGAGGGCACUGGAUAAAAUUACAACAAAGACGACACCUAAUUCUGUUGGCUGGUGCCUUCAUGAGAGAGACUGUGUGUCAUUUGUGUGUGGACGCGGCCCACUCUGUAUGUGGAAUUAUGGAACAGGUGGCGGAUUGACUUUUCAUAAAGAAGCUCAGAACUUCUUGUCAGAUAUUUGCCAGUUCCGUUGGCAUCAUAAAAAGCUAGGAAAACUUGCAUUUGGUCACACUGAUGGAAGCUUAUCAUUAUUUAACCCAGGUCAGAAAAGUCAGAAACAUGUGCUACGUCCUGAGACUUUAGAAGGAACAGAUGAAGAGGACCCUGUAUCUGACCUAGACUGGGACCCUCUCUCCAGCGAGUACCUUCUUGUGUCAAACACCCACUUUGGUGUGCGGCUAAUAGACACUGAUUCAUUAUCAAUUAUUAUGUGUUUUCAACUACCAAGUGCAGCAGCUCAAGUACAUAGUAUUGCAUGGAUUCCUAGUGCCCCGGGCAUGUUUCUGACUGGAGAUUCCCAUGUUGGAGUUAUGCGAAUGUGGAAUGUUUCCAAGGCCAGCCCUAUUGAAAACAUCAAGUUGAAGAAGAUGGGCUUUCAUGCCCUCCAUGUAUUCAGUACAGCCCCGCAACCUGGCAACAACAAUAACAAAAUGGCCACCUCGCAGGGGGUGUCCUCGACAAGUUAUACAAUUGCUCCAACAAUGUCACAAACAAAUAGGUUUGCUCUGCCCCCUGCUCAUGCUGUCUGUACAUUCUUAGAUGGAGGGGUUGGCUUAUAUGAUCUAGGGAAACGCAAAUGGAACUUCCUUAGAUCUGAGGGACAUGUGGAGACUAUAUUUGAUUGCAAGUUCAAGCCAGACAACCCAGAUCUAUUGGCAACAGCAAGUUUUGAUGGAACAGUGAAAGUUUGGGACAUCACAGAUAUGACAGCUGUAGAAACGUCUCCUGGUAAUGAGGGUGUAAUAUAUUCAAUCACCUGGGCCCCUGGGGACAUCAACUGUAUCGCAGGCUCAACAUCACGGCAAGGUGCCUUUAUUUGGGACAUCGACAAAGGAAAAAUUGUCAAACGAUUUACAGAGCAUGGAAAGCAUAGUGUUUACUCUGUUGCUUGGUGUCCCAAGGACUCCCGUAGGAUUGCAACCUGUGGGGCAGAUGGUCAUUGUAUAAUACGCCAGGUAGAUGGCAAGAUACUUCAGAAGUACAAGCACCCAGCUGCAGUGUUUGGUUGUGACUGGAGCCCUCAUAACAAGGACAUGAUAGCCACUGGAUGCGAAGACAAAACAGUCAGAGUAUAUUAUCUACCAACCAAUUCAGAACAACCACUGAAAAUAUUUGCUGGUCACUCUGCCAAAGUGUUCCAUGUUCGCUGGUCUCCAUUGAGGGAAGGCAUUCUAUGCAGUGGAUCAGAUGAUGGUGGGAUACGCAUCUGGGAUUACACUCAAGAUGCCUGCAUAAACUUCCUUGAAGGUCACAAAGCUCCAGUUCGGGGUCUUCUAUGGAGCUCUGAGAUUCCAUACUUACUGAUAUCAGGCAGUUGGGACUAUACUAUACGCAUCUGGGACAUCAGAGAUGGUGCAUGUAUAGACACAGUUCUGGACCAUGGGGCUGAUGUAUAUGGUUUAGCAUGUCACCCAUCAAGGCCAUUUAUCCUAGCUUCCUGUUCACGUGACUCUACCUUAAGAAUCUGGUCCCUCACCCCCCUAGUGGAACCCCUACAGAUGAAUAUUCUAGCCAAACGGCCUUGGUCUGAGAUUAUUGGAACUGCUGAAAAUGCCACAUCAGGGGUAUCUCCUUUGCUCACUGGGAAGGUGUCUAAAGAUCUGAGGGCACAACUAGAGAAGCUUCAAGAACCAGAGUUAUAUUGUAAAACGCUGAAACUUUUCUCAAACUUUUUCACUCACCCAGGUGGUUCUCAGAAUCUCUGGGAGUUAGUAGGGGUCAUAAAUGGCAAGGCUGACUGCUACUUAUCCAGUAACUAUAGUAAAGGAAUUAUGCACUCCAAGCAUCUCACUAAGUACAAGGCUUCAGCUGCUCAGGAGCUUGAGAUGGUGAAGAUGUCAAGGUCAUCUGGUAUAGGAGCACCUAAGAAAGAAGACCAACUCAGGGAGGCGGCUAACAUGCAUAUAAGAUUGGGCAAUAUACAGAGAUACUGUGAACUGAUGGUUGACCUUGGAGAGUGGGAGCGAGCUAUGGCAGUAGCACCAGGGGUCUCUUUGGACUAUUGGAAAUCUCUAGCUGAUAGGCAUGCCGACUUCCUCAUGGAGCAGGAGAAUGAAUUAGCAAUACCUUUUUGCAUAGCAACAGGAAGUGCCAAAAAAUGUGUUGAUUUCUUGACCUCUCAAGGUCACCUACAGGAAGCCAUGUUGGUUGCUGAGGCAACGAUAGAGGGAUCAAUCAAUCCACCAUCAAAACCUUCCAAGAAGCCACCAUUAAACUGUAAUGGAGGAGAAACUCCCAAUGAAGAUGAUUUAAGCAUGCUACAUAACACUGCUGACACCCUGGCUGAUUGGUAUUUCCGCAAUGGAUCUCCCAUUCUGGCUGCCUGCUGCCACCUAUCUGUGGAUCACUGCCAGAAAGCCAUGUCAAAACUUAUUCGUGGUAAUGAAUUAGAGCUGGCUGUGUCCAUUGGCAGGGUUCUUAAGAACCAGGAUGUGGGAGCUCUAACUAAUGUUGCUACGGAGUACCUUGUUCGACGGUGUGAAAAUAUAGGAAAAUGGUACAGCGUAAUAGAUGGCAGGGAACUUGCAGUCGAUCUAUUAAAAGACACAGAUGACAGUGAGCGCCACCUGGUGAGGCUUUGUGCAAGUUGUGCAGCAAGUCAGUCAGAAAUAGAUGACCUACAUUCGAAGGCUGGCCUUCCCAGCAUGCAAAAGUGCCUGAAAAAAGCAGAGACCUUGCUGUCCCAGAGUUCACCUGAGGAUUGCGUUAAAUACUACAUUCUCUCUACUCAACCAGAGAAAGCCUUAGAUGUUGGUUUGGAACACAUUAAAGGCCAGAUGCAGAGGUCAGUGUGGAAAGUUGCAGAUGUGUAUCCAGUACUACAGCUGCUUGGUUAUAUAAUGACUGAAAAACUACAGCAACAAAAAUGUGCAAAAUAUUGUGGGGAGUUGCUUGCCCUGAGUGCCUAUGUUGGGGCCCUGGUGGCUAUUGGUCGGGGCUAUGACACUAUUGUGGUACCCCUCUUUGAACACACUAGGUAUUUAUUAAAGAGCAGGCAACCGAAUAUUCCUCUAAGUGAGCAACAGCUUGACCUUGAUCUUGCAGCAUGGAGGUCACAAGGUGAACAAGAUAGGGAUACUUUAGGGACUACUUAUGGGAGUGCAUGCGAGCACUACAAGGUACUGAGAGAGAGAAUUGGAGUGGAGCCAUACCCUGUUGAGAGGGGGGUUGAUGUUGCUGCAGGUUCAGCUAUGCCAAGUCACUCUGAUGUACAUAUGUCUGUGUUAAAUGGCAGGCGAAUCCAGGGCCUUGCCUUUUUCCUUGAAGAUGGAAGAUCAGCUGUUUCAAUUUCUGAUGCAAUUAUGUGGUCAAAGGUUAACCCUUUCUCUCCCCUUGCAACUGGAGCCAGGAUUAACCCUUUCUGAGAGAUAUGCAUGAUGCUUAACUCUUAAUCUCUCCACAUGGAGCAUGGGACUAAUCAUGGGAACUAAUUUGAUGUGCAAAAAUAUGACCUUUAUCAUUGUACCAGGAUCACAUAACUGACAGCUCUUGGAAACAGAUAAAUGAAUUUAGAUGCUGCAAUUUACUCUUCAUCAUGCAUCACAACAGGGGAAACAUUUCUGAAUCAAGUUAAACAGUGAAAGAUAUUGCAAUCACUCCUGGGUUGACCAUGAGAUGGUAAAUAUCAAAAAUCUGUGAUUGGAGGAAAAAGACCAAGAUCACAUUGAUGAUUGCUACAAUAGGAUGGGCAGACUGGAGAAACAUGACAGAUCUCAUAUUAGAUGAAAAUUCAUGUUAUACUGUACAUCUCUGGGAUUUGAUAUGGAAUAUUUGAAUUACAUAUCUGAUAUUCUUAUAUGGGAAAAUUAUUUUAGAUCUGACAUUGUAUUAGAAUUAUUGUAGGUAUAACCAACUUUUUCAUUGAGUAACAUACAUAUCAGAGAAACAUUUAGAUUGGAUCUGAUAAAGAGCAAGUUGUAUAACAUGUCUGACAUUAAAAAACUCUAUUAGAUCUGAGACAGAUUUAACAUAAUAUAUGGUACUGAGCCAAACUGUAUCCUGAAUCUAUUUUAAAAGAGUCAUAUCAUUAAUAGGAAUUGAAACUCAAUCCUUGUUGGAGGAGAAACAUAACUUUAUUGCUUCUGCCAUUUUUUCAUAUAGUCAGUAAGACAUAUCACAAUGUUAAUUUUGUCACUAUACAAUCUUACUUUUACAAAUCAGAAUGACCUGUAACUAUCUUAAAAGUAAGUUUUUAUUUUAGGCAAAUGAUGUUAAUGAUCAUUUUCAUAAGAAUUUUGGAAGCUCCUUUUGGUGCUCAUUAAAAUCAUUGUUGAGGUACAACUUCUCAGCCUGCGAACAGUACAGCUUUUGGAUAUACAUGAACUGGUUCAUUAUAGGAAGCUUUAUAAAGUAAGGGAUCCUUUAUAUGCAGAUGCAUGUUUAAUUAACAUAUUUUAAGCUUAAUGAAAAAACAACAUUCCAUAUGAUUUAUUUUUUGAGAGUUUGGUAACAG